This is a messenger RNA of Soboliphyme baturini, 819 nucleotides long. The record is from the annotation of a GenBank genome assembly. Lineage: Eukaryota; Metazoa; Nematoda; Enoplea; Dioctophymatida; Soboliphymatidae.
AUGUCACCAUUGGUGUCCGAAGUGAAACCAUCAUACGGUGCUGAGUUUUCCGUCAAAAAGGAAAUGCCAGAUUCUGUGUGUGGACCUGUCGACAUCAGCAACAGUUUCUUCGGCAGUCAGCCUCCAAAAAAACGUCAGCUCAUCUUUCAAGGCUCAAAGAAACCGUGUAACUGUACAAAAUCCCAGUGUCUUAAAUUAUAUUGUGACUGUUUCGCAAACGGAGAAUUUUGCCGGAACUGUCACUGUACAAACUGUAAGAAUAACCUCACUUACGAGAUUGAUCGUAGUAAAGCAAUCAAGUCUUGUUUAGAACGGAACCCAUUGGCGUUCCAGCCCAAAAUUGGCAAGGGCAGAAUAGAUACAGAGAGGUUGCACAAUAAAGGAUGCAACUGCAAGAAAUCGAGCUGUUUGAAAAACUACUGUGAAUGCUACGAAGCUAGGGUGCCAUGUACGGCCAGAUGUAAGUGUAAUGGUUGCCGCAACACUGAGGCGGAUCGUUCGAAUCGCGGCAGACCAUGUUCUAGCUUGCCUCAGUGGCGAACGACGUCGCCCAGCGACAUGUCGGUUUGCAGCCAAAUUUGUGAGUACCCAGUCAAACCGGACAGCCCGCUGUCGACGGACACACAAGAGAGUGCAGAGUUUAAAAAGUUCCCGUGGGAUUUCAUGUCUGACGACGCGGUGGAUGCAACAGCGCUGUGUUUGAUCGCUCAGGUGCAAGAGCUUUCAAAGAAAAAUUCGAUCGAUUUUUUAAACGUUCAGUCCGCUGUACUCGAAGAAUUCGGGCGCUGUUUGCAGCAGAUUAUACAGUCCGUCUCGUGA